AUGGCGACCGGCCUCGACACCGAGCGGCUGCGACUCGCGUUUGAGACGCGACCAGACCUCGUGACCGGCAUCCAGAAGGCAGCAGACUCGCCGGCGCGUGUGGCCCUCUUCAACAGCAUUGCCAGCUUUGUGUGCGACCGGCUGCAGGGCGACGACGAGCCGGCCGUCAAGCGCAGGCGGGUGCAGGCCAACGCGGCCGCAGCCAGCAACACACACACAAACGGAGGCCUGCCUGGACGCCCGGCAACAGGGGCAGAUGGCGGAGGAGUAUCGGCAGCCGGGCUGGCGACAGCGGCGGCGGCCGAGACACCCAUCCUAGAGAUCAAGGACAUCUCGCUGUCGAUGCCGCAGCGCAAGAAGCUCGACCUCUGCUUCACGCAGCACUACCUGUAUGCCCGGGCAGCAGGCACGACGGCCCCGGUGCAGGGCAUCGUCUAUGCCUGGACGGACAUUGAACACGUCUUUUGCGUGCCGGUGCCCGACAAGGCGCAGGUGCAGCACAGCUAUGUGCUCCUGCCGCGCGGCCAGGCGCUGGCAUCGCUCUCCAAGACGACGACGACGCCGAAUGGCACGGCCGGCCUGCCGGAGCCGCUCGUCUUCACCGUGCCGGCCGCGGCGCCCAAGCCGGGGUCUGUGGGCGGCACGGCAGCGGGCGAGGCGGCGACAGUGGCGGACGCGUACAACACGCUGCUGCACUGGGCGCUGGAGGGCCGGCUUCCCAGCAGCAGCCAGAUCGUCAGGACCGACGCCAAGGUGUUUCACAGCAUGGCGCGCCAGGCAUACCGGCCGAGCGAGAAGGCAGUGCACGUGCGGGCCUUCCGCGGCAGCAAGGACGGCUUCCUCUUCUUCCUGCCGACAGGCAUCCUCUGGGGCUUCAAGAAGCCGCUGCUCUUCCUUCCGCUGGACCGUGUCGAGGCGGUCAGCUACACCAACGUGCUGCAGCGCACCUUUAAUGUCGUCGUCGAGGUCGAUGUUGGCGGCGGCCGCACCGAGGAGGUCGAGUUCGGCAUGCUGGACCAGGAGGACUACGGCAGCAUCGACGAGGCGUACGUGCGGCGACACGGCCUGCAGGACCGCAGCAUGGCCGAACGGCGCAAGGCCAAGCGCGAGCUGGCCGAGAACGCAAAAGACGGCGACGGCGAUGGCGACGAAGGCGAGGCCGAGGCUGAAGAUGAGGCCGAGGGCGGAGGUACCGAAACGACCGACGGGGUCAAGCAGGAGGGGACAGCAGCACGGCCCAAGACGGAACAGGAGCUACAAGACGAAGAAGACGAGAUGGAAGAGGACUACGAUCCCGGCAGCGACGACGACAGCGGGGGCUCCGGUAGCAGCGACGGGUCUGUUGACGAGGACGAAGACGACGGCGACGGCGACGAGGAGGACGAAGACGAAGACAUGGAAGACGGGGAAGAAGAGGAAGAAGAGGGCUUCGACGUCGUCGGAAAGGCGGAGGAGUAG
Messenger RNA from Grosmannia clavigera kw1407, 1458 nucleotides. RefSeq names its product negative regulator of DNA transposition protein. Bases 1 to 1458 code for a protein of 485 amino acids. Lineage: Eukaryota; Fungi; Ascomycota; Sordariomycetes; Ophiostomatales; Ophiostomataceae. The transcript is spliced from 2 exons. The record is from RefSeq and is a predicted model, not a curated record. Gene Ontology annotation, molecular function: nucleosome binding; histone binding.